AUGCAACCAGCUUUCAACUAUCGACAAUCUCGCCGAUCUGCCUGUGAUCGAUGCCGCGGUUUCAAGCUACGCUGUCAGCGAGGUCAAGUGGGCGGCAAAACGUGCGAGAGGUGCCUCAAGGCCCAAGUGGUGUGCACGACAAGCAUUGGACAUCCGGCCCCAAAUUUCCCUCAUUCGAAAGCCAACUCUGCCAACAUAGCGAUCGAAUGCGAUGAGGGCAUGCUUAAGAGUGAUCGAGUGUCUAUGCCCAUUCUCCACGGAUCGGUUCACUCAAAGAUUAGAAAACUGGUCCCUCCUUCUGGGAUUCCACGACGACACGACCGUCAAUCGUUUAAUUCUUGGAGGAGGCUCGGUCAUUUUCCUUCUUUUGAUAGUGGGGGUACUGGUCCCACAGCGGAGGAAUUUGACCUAUCUAUUUCCUCAGGCUCUCCUUUAUCAAUUACACCAGAACAUUGGAGAAAUUCCAGUCCUGCUUGGAAUGUUAAUUAUCAAUUGCCCCAAGGCGAUCUUAGCUUCUUAGAACCUGAAAAUCGCUUAAGGAAUCAACCAUCAUGCUCCGAGGCGCUCAUCACAAAUCAUUUACCGAGCUUCCAAAUUCACUCCAGUGCGAAUAAACAAUUAUCCUCCAUUCCAGGUGCCCUUGAUCUCGCCGACCCUGAAUAUUUGCUGGGGGAGGAAAUGGACUGGAAUUCACCAUGGAGGCCUGGUGCUGGACUUACGGAAGACAAUGGAUCACAAAUCACCUCACUGGGUGAUUGGACUUCCACAGGGGCGUACGGCAUACAAAGGAAACUGUUGCAGCUAAACCUGGAAGUGAUGGGCGAUCUUGAGCUUUUAGAGGUGGAGUCAGAUACUGUGGCAUCAAAUUUCCACCUUGGAGGCAGUGUGUAUCCCACUGUCAGCAAACUCGACAUUCCAAUUUUCCGCAUGCUUAAUCAUUCUACCAAGCUGUUGGAAAUCCUUGAUUGUGAAAAUACCCUAUACGCCAGUUUCUCCUCCCCUUUGGAAGCCGUGGAAACUUACUCAUACAUCGGCGAUGACGGAAAGUCACCUCUUCCAUUUGUCACGGACAACAUUGUCGAAGAUGGAGUAGGAAUAGUUUCAUCGGAUUCUGGAUAUUGGACAAUGAUGAUACCCCCUCAAAAUCCCGUCAAGGCUUCAUCUCCCAAAAACGAGAUGCCAGUCUUUCUCAGCCUGUUGACAACAUACAGUCAUCUCAUUCAACUGUAUCACGAUGUUUUCGCGCUGCUAUAUCGGAGUUUGCUCAUUAUUUCUCCUGAUGAUGAUACCAGCUUUUUACUAUUUCCGAGCUUGCACUUCAGGCAGUCUCCCUUGGAAGGUAAUUUGCGGGCUCAGAUCGAAGUGCUAAUUGAGCUCAGCUCUAGCAUGCUAGGAAACCUUGACCGUGCACUUCGAUUGACUUUUAGAUCUGUUCCGCAGUCGGGUGAACAGUCAGGUUCUAUGGCGUAUCUUUCGGAGAUUACUCCAUUGGUGGCCAUCCCUGACCAGAUCAUCUCCCAGGAAAAUAAAUUGCGUGGCAUUUCACUGGAGGAAAUAAUGAGCUGCUUGAGCCAUCUUGUAAAGGAAAGAACUAAUGUGUGA
Penicillium canariense is the source of this 1602-nucleotide messenger RNA. RefSeq names its product Zn(II)2Cys6 transcription factor domain-containing protein. Bases 1 to 1602 code for a protein of 533 amino acids. The record is from RefSeq and is a predicted model, not a curated record. The transcript is spliced from 2 exons. Gene Ontology annotation, molecular function: zinc ion binding; DNA-binding transcription factor activity, RNA polymerase II-specific. Gene Ontology annotation, biological process: regulation of DNA-templated transcription. Lineage: Eukaryota; Fungi; Ascomycota; Eurotiomycetes; Eurotiales; Aspergillaceae.